AUGUCCCCUUGGAGCCGUGCAGUGCUUGGACUUACUUGGAGCUGCUUGACUUUUCUAUCCUGUGCUCAUUGCGCCUUCAGUGACAACCAUGUGCACUCCAGUUUUAUCUACAGGAAGUUGCGCAAUCACGAGCGACGGGAGAUCCAGAGGGAGAUCCUCUCCAUCCUUGGCUUGCCUCACCGCCCAAGGCCCUUCUCUCCUGGGAAACAGGCGUCCUCCGCUCCGCUUUUCAUGCUCGACCUUUACAACGCCAUGGCUGUGGAGGAAGAGGCGAUGCCGCAAGGUGCAGGGAAGAGCCACAUUGCCAAGGUUCAAGGGCACUCCAGGAAAGGUUACUACAGUCCUCAUCAUGUGGGAUACUCUCGUGUGGCCCAGUCCUACCGAGCGGCUCCUCUAUUGGGUCAAAGCCCAGCUCUGACGCCGGCACAUGACAACAACUUUCUCAAUGAUGCAGACAUGGUGAUGAGUUUUGUCAAUAUAGUGGAGAAAGAUAAAGAUUUCUCUCACCAACGAAGACACUACAAGGAGUUCCGUUUUGAUUUGACUCAAAUCCCGGAUGGAGAGGCGGUCACGGCUGCUGAGUUUCGCAUCUAUAAGGAUCAUAGCCAUGGCCGCUUUGAUAACCUCACUCUGAGGGUUACUAUUCAUCAAGUCACAAAGGAGUUUCCAAACAGAGAUGCAGAGACCUUCUUGCUGGACUCCAAAAGAGUUCAAGCAUCUGAUGGUGGAUGGCUGGUAUUUGACAUAACGGCCACCAGUAACCAUUGGGUGAUGAACCCGCAGCAGAAUCUGGGCCUUCAACUAUGUGUGGAGACUUUAGAUGGACGCAGUAUCAACAUGAAGUCAGCUGGCAUUGUGGGCCGCAAUGGACCUCAGUCCCAACAGCCCUUCCUUGUAGCUUUUUUCAAGGCCAGUGGGGUGUUACUUCGCUCUGUCAGAGCCGCUGGCGGGAAAAAGAAGAAUCACAACCGCAAUAAAUCCACUCACCAACAGGAAACGUCUAGACCAACAAAAACUGGAGAAUAUAACACGAGUGAACAAAAGCAAGCCUGCAAGAAGCAUGAGCUUUAUGUCAGCUUUCGUGAUUUGGGUUGGCAGGACUGGAUAAUAGCACCUGAAGGCUAUGCUGCUUUUUACUGUGACGGUGAAUGCUCAUUUCCACUUAACGCGCACAUGAAUGCAACCAAUCACGCGAUUGUCCAAACGCUGGUCCAUUUAAUGUUUCCUGACAAUGUGCCAAAACCUUGUUGCGCCCCGACCAAACUCAAUGCUAUUUCAGUGCUUUACUUUGACGACAGCUCAAACGUCAUUCUCAAGAAGUAUAGAAAUAUGGUGGUGAGAUCUUGUGGCUGCCAUUAG
Molecule: messenger RNA, 1359 nt
Organism: Nerophis lumbriciformis (worm pipefish)
Lineage: Eukaryota; Metazoa; Chordata; Actinopteri; Syngnathiformes; Syngnathidae
Source: RefSeq, a predicted model, not a curated record